CACUCACUCCUCCCAUCCCUUAAAAAAACGCCCAACGCAAAUAAAUAAUAUCGUUCCAAGUCCGCCGCCGUCCCGGGUGGCCUCUCUUCCCUGCCCGGCUCCGCACGCUCCAGCCCUGCGGGAGGCGGCGGCGAGAAGCUGCUGCUCUGGGUGCGGCGCGGAGCGCCCGGGCGACAGGCGGGCGCAAGGCGGGCGCGCAGCCGACCGGUUGGCGCCGCACUAUGCUCCCCAGCGCGGUGGCAGCCCACGCCGGUGCGUACUGGGACGUUGUGGCUUCCUCCGCGCUCCUCAACCUCCCCGCUGCGCCCGGCUUUGGCAACCUGGGCAAGAGUUUCCUGAUCGAGAAUUUGCUGCGGGUCGGGGGCGCCCCGACGCCCAGGCUGCAGCCGCCCGCGCCCCACGACCCGGCGACCGCCUUGGCCACCGCGGGCGCACAGCUCCGGCCCCUGCCCGCUAGCCCAGUUCCCCUAAAGCUGUGCCCCGCAGCCGAACAAGUUAGUCCCGCCGGGGCGCCCUACGGAACGCGGUGGGCUUUUCAAGUGCUCAGUCCCUCUGCGGACAGUGCGAGGCUGCCGGGCCGGGCUCCGGGGGACCGAGACUGUACCUUCCAGCCUUCAGCGCCAGCACCGUCCAAACCUUUCCUUCUGAGUGCCCCGCCAUUCUACUCGGCGUGCUGCGGUGGGUCCUGUCGGCGCCCUGCAUCCUCCGCUGCUUUUCCAAGAGAAGAGAGCGUGCUGCCUCUCCUGACACAGGACUCUAAUUCCAAAGCUCGGAGGGGCAUUUUAAGAAGAGCUGUCUUUUCUGAGGACCAGAGAAAGGCUCUGGAGAAAAUGUUUCAGAAACAGAAAUAUAUCAGCAAAACCGACCGAAAGAAACUUGCCAUCAACUUGGGACUAAAGGAAUCACAGGUGAAAAUUUGGUUUCAGAACAGGAGGAUGAAAUGGCGGAAUUCCAAAGAAAAGGAAGUGCUUUCCAACAGGUGUAUCCAAGAAGUAGAUCUUCAAGAGGAUCUCCUCUCACGGUCUGCUCUGGGGUUCCCUUCUCCAUGUCCUUCAAUAUGGGACGUCCCCCAACAGCACUCAAGUCCAAGAUGGAGGGAGAAUUCUCCAGAACCUUCAGAAAGACUAAUCCAGGAGAGUUCAGGGGCACCACCCCCAGAAGCAAAUUCACUGCAAGGUGCCUUGUAUUUAUGUUCUGAAGAAGAAGCUGGAAGCAAGGGUGUACUUACUGGGGCCGUCUGAAUGGAAGCAUUCCUCCGUGUUAAUUUAAAAGAACGCUUAAUAGUAACAUUUGGACUCUAAUGCCAGCUAGCUUGUACCUCAUCAGUGCUUAGAGCCUAACAACUUUGGAGCGAUAUAUGAACUAAUGCUUUAGGAAACCCACUCCAGUGUUCUCUUGUUUGGCCCUAGACUCAGGCUUAAUUUGUAAGUGGAAUAGAAUCUCCCAGGAAGUAUGACAGAACUGAAAAGAAGGAGAGCAACAGCUGGCUCGGUCCCUGCUCUGAGUGUGUGUAUAUAUGUGUUUGUCUCUAUGUGUGUGUAUAUACAUGAAUAUCCAUUAAAAUGUAUUAGUAGAAGCUAGUUUCUCUUUAACUAUUGCAUUGAGUAAAUUCACUUCCUUUUAUGUGAAGAAAACUACCGUUGACAGAAUGUUAUUAACUUUUUGAAAAUAAUGUAAAAUUUGGACUUUAGUGCAAACUUUCAUACCCCAAAAACAUGUUUUUAAAAAUUUUCUAUUUUCUGACUUCUUUUGGUAUCCAGCUGUAAGUGAAUUUUAACAACUUAGCUCAGCAGUCCUCAACAAAUGAGCCACUGCUAGAUACAUACACUGAAAAUAUAUAUUUAAAAUGAACCUAACAAGCAAAUUAGAAGAAUUUCUGUAUAUAACUAUUAGUAUCCUUAGUCUCCAAGUCUCUGGACCAUCGGGCCAUCAUGAGGGAGAUACCCAUUUAACCAAUAAUUAUUUUUUGAUCUCUUCUCUGUAAAGAUGGGCCUAGACCAGGGUUUGCAAAAUAAAAUGCCUUUAAGAGCCUGUCAGGUAAAUAGAGGGUAUGGCCCACCCAGAAAUAUUUGAGUCAAGUAAUUUUUCAAAUACUGUAUUGGCCAAACAAAAUGUCUAUGCCAAGAAGUUUGUGACCUCUGGCCAAGACUAAAGAAAGCCGUGGUGUCACAGUUCUUAAAAUUUUUCUAACUGGACUUAAAACCACAAUACUAACAGAAUCAAUGAUGAUUUCUGUUUGCGCUUCUAGUUAGGGACUCAAUUUUCCACUUAGGUGGCAUACACUUUAUAUAUCAGGUUAUUUUUAUGUAUUAACAAACACCACACAGAUGUUUUGUGUUUUUUGACUACCCUGAAAUUGUAUCUUUCUAAAAUUGCAUUUCUGGUAACGAUUUGCUGAGUUAAUCCAGAAGUUUUUACUCCAGGACCAAGAAGAAAUUAUGUUUCACUUUGAAGGAAAUGAAACAAAAAUAGGAAAUGAUGUGGUUUUGCAUUAAACUCGUAUCAAUCUGUGGACAAGAAACACUAUCAGAAGUUCAUUAAGUGGCAUUUUGUUAGUGAGUAAGCUGCAUAAUGAUGGUGGCUUCUAAUUUGCUGAACUCCGCUAGAGUCUGAGAAGUUAACGUCUUUCGAGGGUUUAGUGUUUAGAAAAGAUAUUUCAGGAGAUAACGGUUUUAAUCAACAGCAGGAAAUUAUUUUGUACAAAUAGAAUUGGACUUGGUAUGUCAACCUGUGUCUUUACCACAUGAUCUUUUACUUAAAAGUCAUUUUAGAAGCGUGUCUCAGUGCCUCAUUGUGGGGAAUGGGAGCAGGGAUCUGCUGACAAAAGUUAAAAUUUAAAACCUGUCUUAAAAUGAUUUAUAGUAUGGUUUCUAUUCUUAUAAUGUUAACCUCAUUUACAUUUAUAGGGUACUUCCUAUGUGCUAGAGACUAUGCUAAGCAUUUAGGGUGGAUUAGCUCAUCUAAUCCUCAUGGCAAUAACCCUAUGAUGUAGACAGUAAUUACUAUCAGGAUUCCUGUUACCCAGACAAGGAAACUAAGGCAGAGUAUGGUUGGGGUAAUAAUCCAAGAUCAUUAAGUUAAUAAAUGGGAUUUGAACCCUGACACUCAAGUUUUGAAUCUUGGAAUCUUACCAACCAUGUGGGGAUUGCAUACCAGUGUGAUGUAUUCACACAGCUAUGGGAUGCAUUGUAAGAGUUACAUUUUACGGAUUGCAGUGAGACUUAUUAAAGAAAUUCAGAAGCUUUACCAUCUUACUUGGGGAAUGAUUUUAUCUUCAGGAUUGUCUUUUCUAUUAGAUUUUGAACUUUAAGGAAAUUAAGGAAUUACAAAAUCCUUCAACUAUGAAGCCUCUAUAGAAAAUAGUCCCAUAGGAGUGUUUAAGCAUGAUCACUGUUAUCAUAUAUAUAUAUAUGUGUGUAUAUAUAUGUGUGUGUAUAUAUAUAUAUGUGUGUGUAUAUGUAUAUCACUCACUGCUAAAAUCAUAAAAUGCUUAUCUGUGGUCAGUGCUUCUUGAGAAUAACUUGAAAAUCAAAUAAGAGACACCUCUGUCAUGGCCAUCUGAUAACACAGGUUGGGCUCAUUGGUUCUUAAAUGAUCUUCCCUCGGGGCCUAACCCAGCAGAGGCAUCUAAGACCCAGCAGAGGCAUCUCACUGUAAAAUUAGCUUGAUAUUCAAAUAGACAAAUCAAGCUUUUAAUUGUUUUCCACUUUGGAAUGUGUUAACACUUAGGAAAAGUAUGCUUUAGAUGGAUAUAUUACUGGUACUUAGGAAACACACACAAAGAUACACACACAGUACACAUAUGUAUGCCUGGUGUGCUUUCACUUUGCCUUCACUUCCCUGAAUGGCUGGAGAGAGUGGCUGAGCCCCCUAUCCUGUUGAAGGGUCUCCCUUCUCUCUUGUGCUCUGCUAACCAUCCUUCCUCCCCUCAUGUAAUUAUGUAUUUUUCUCUGCCAUCUAGAUGCAGACUCCUUUUCUUCAGUUGAUCACAUAUUGGUAGAUUUGUUGUCUGCUUUCCAGACAAAUAGUGCUGUAGUGAGAGCCAGGGCCAUAGAAGCCUGGAGCCGAAGCAUUUUAAUUAAAAAAAAAAAAUUGUCGAAAGGAUCUUAAUCAGAUGAGAAAAAAAUGGUGAGCAUUAUCCCCUAAGCUUUCAGAAAGAUAAAUACUUAGAGUUGGAAAUAUAUAAACAGGUUGGGGAUCAUCACUGGCUCUGGAGACAACGAAGACCAUGAUCAUUAAUGUUUAAAGGGCAGUUCUAUUUUCGUAGUAAUAUGGUGGUUUGAAUGGGGAACACAAUUAUUCAGUCCAGUGGUUGUCAAACUAUAAAAGUGCAUGUCCAUGAACAUGCCAUACCUUCCAACCAGUUUUGGAUAUGUACUCAGAUUUGGACAUACACUUCAUGCAUACUGCUUCAAAAUCCUGCCACACCACACCUCUCAAGAAUCAUUUGAAAUAUACACUUUUGUUCACUUUUCAAAUACAAAUCACAAUUAAACAUGUUUGUCCAAGCCACAAGUGUUCUUUCUGGCCCCCUUCACUCCACUUUCUGAUGCAUUCCUUUAAAAACUACAUACUCCCCAGUGUGCUGCAUGACCCCUCCCUUGAUGACUAAUGGUUCCAUGAAGCCUAUUCUGUUGCAUACAUAAGCUUGUUAGACACUGUGUUUCGGCUAUCUGAAAUUUCCCAAAAUAUUUUUUCUUUCUAAAUUUCAGCACUUACUGGGUACUAUGUGUGAAGCCUUAUCCUAGCUCUAUCUAAACAAGUAUGAUGAAGCGCAUGGUUCUUGACCUCAAGGAGCUUAUAAUCUAGUCUUCUUGCCAAGAAGAAAUUCUGUGACAUUUUCCAUGCCGCUGGUGAUGGGAUCCAGUGAAUUUGGGGCAAAAAAUAAGCUCCUGACAUCCUCCAACACCUCAUCUUCCAUUUGCAAUGCAAGGUUCUUCCAUGAUCCACCAUGCAGAAAAAUGCAAGCUGCUUGACCCUGCUGCUUUUUUGUGCUGUCCCUCCUCCAUUCAGGCCACAGUGGACCCAAAAGGAGCCAGAAAGAGUCCAGGGAAGAAUUCAGUAGCUUCCCUUUGUUCAAGGUGUACCCUAUUUCUAUUUUUCUUUCCACCUUCUCAGCCUCAGAUCAGCUUAUACCUAUGGUAAGUGGGACGAGAGAAGAAAAAGCAAAUAAUGCAAGCGGGGGGAUAUCAGGAUGAAUGUUCUUUAAUACAUAUGGAAAAUUUUGCAGAAUUAAUUUAUGUCCUUUACAAACAAUUUCUGAAAUAAGCAACUACCCUAAAGACAUAGCAAUAGUCUAACAAAGAUGGCCCUUAGUUUCCAGCUACUACUUCAGUUCUAUUACAUUAUUAUUUCUGGUUAUAAAGAAGCACACUUGAAAAUAUAGCUAACAAAGUGAAGUUCAUAUGUAAUUCCACCAUCUGGAGAUAGCCAGCUUAGCUCUUUUGUGAAACAUUUUCAGUCAUUUUUUGAAUGUAUAUAUAUGUAAUUAUGUGUGUCUAAACAAAUUUGGACCAUAGUGUAUAUCCAGUUUAUUCUACUAUUUUUUGCUCAAUUUUGUACACAGAACAUUGCCCCAUGUCAUUAAAAAUUACUUGAAACUGUU
This is a messenger RNA of Gorilla gorilla gorilla (western lowland gorilla), 5605 nucleotides long. It is a transcript of the gene DBX2, whose product is annotated as developing brain homeobox 2. NCBI's taxonomy places the organism in Eukaryota, Metazoa, Chordata, Mammalia, Primates, Hominidae. The transcript is spliced from 4 exons. The record is from RefSeq and is a predicted model, not a curated record. Gene Ontology annotation, biological process: regulation of transcription by RNA polymerase II. Bases 222 to 1241 code for a protein of 339 amino acids. Gene Ontology annotation, molecular function: DNA-binding transcription factor activity, RNA polymerase II-specific; DNA binding.